AUGGUAGGCGUCAUGGAUACAAUCUCUGACGGGAAGGAGAAUACUCCAGAGGAGGCGAAAAGGAAUGAAGAAGAGAAAGAAGAGGUUCUGUGUACAUCUAUUAGUCUGGAUACUUCACCCCAGAAAGACAUCACACAACAUCUAUAUACGGCUGUACACGAUGGGGUCUUUGGCAGUACCUUUGAUCUCCUUCACGAUGUGCAAAUAGAGCAAGAGACAACACUGCAGGCUAUUACAAAAGUGAAGAGUGAACUGAGUGAGAGAGAGGCGGAAAUGCAAGAGAUAAACAAAGUCUUUGAAAAGAUGCAGUUGUACGUACAUAAACUCGGUAUCAUGCGGAACAAUAUGGAGAUACUGGAUGCGAAUAUGGCGAAAACAAAACGAAUGGUGGAAGGAAUUCGUGAAAGACUACAGAAAACGUCUGAAUGGGGUCCUGAGUAA
Messenger RNA from Trypanosoma theileri, 441 nucleotides. RefSeq lists its product as uncharacterized. The coding region runs from base 1 to 441 and encodes 146 amino acids. NCBI's taxonomy places the organism in Eukaryota, Euglenozoa, Kinetoplastea, Trypanosomatida, Trypanosomatidae. The transcript has a single exon. The record is from RefSeq and is a predicted model, not a curated record.